UGGAAGCUGCUCUCUCGUGGGGCGGCUUAAACCCUUCUGGAGACGGCGUUGUUUAGAACGUAUUUAUAAACAUUUGCCUAAAACCCGUAGGCACGGUGAAGAGAGGCAAAGGGAUGGCUUGGCGCUGCGGAUCUCUUUCAAGGUCACUGCUUUCCACUGCGAGAGCUUCAUCCUCGGUACGUUCUUCCCCCUCGCUCACGCGCCUCCGGCCGCCGUCUCUUAACGCCAACCGCCUCCGGUCUCCCCUUCAAGUCUUCUCAAAUGCCAGGAAUUUAGGAGAAUUGGGAUGCAUGCAGUCUCUUCUGCCGCUGCACAGCGCAGUGACCGUCACUUGUCUCACGUCACACCUCGUGGUUGAAGCGCGCGCUUGCUGCGAGUUGUCUCAGGGUACUUGAACUGGCUUGGGAUCUGCACAUCAGGUGCUGUUGCUUGUGAGGGUUAGAAUUAUGUGGUCUGCGGAUUUUGUUUUGGGGUCUCCUGUUUGUUUUCAGCAUGGAUGGAGUACUUUGGUGGAGGGUAGAGGAAAUUGUUUUAGAAUUUUAGCGAAUUGAUGAUUUUUGUUCUUAAAUUAUUAUGUAUUUUAUUUGCCUCAAUCACUCAGAGGUGAGUUGGGUUCCUAAAAAACAGAAUAAAGAAUAAAAAGAAACGAGUAUAUUUUUGUUUUUGAGAGAGGAAAUGGCCAAGCAAUUUAUUCUUCUGCUUGAAAUUAACGAGGAAGUUCUUUUAGAAUUUUAGCAAAUAGAUGAUUUUUGUUCUGAGACUA
Molecule: messenger RNA, 763 nt
Organism: Malania oleifera
Lineage: Eukaryota; Viridiplantae; Streptophyta; Magnoliopsida; Santalales; Ximeniaceae
Product: protein NONRESPONDING TO OXYLIPINS 2, mitochondrial-like
Exons: 3
Coding region: 114-395 (93 amino acids)
Source: RefSeq, a predicted model, not a curated record